This is a messenger RNA of Salarias fasciatus (jewelled blenny), 1262 nucleotides long. Its product is annotated as macrophage mannose receptor 1-like. The record is from RefSeq and is a predicted model, not a curated record. NCBI's taxonomy places the organism in Eukaryota, Metazoa, Chordata, Actinopteri, Blenniiformes, Blenniidae. The coding region runs from base 1 to 1104 and encodes 367 amino acids. The transcript has 5 exons.
AUGAAGCGUUUCCUGUUUGGACCCUUUGUCUUCCUCCUCCUGAGCAGCACGGCAUCAGGUCUGGGAUCAGUGGUCUCCAGAUUUUACGUGUACAAUAAAAGUUACUACACAUGGCAAGAAGCCCAAACCUACUGCAGGAGCUUCCACACAGACUUGGCCAUCCUCUUGGAGUUGUCUGAUGGAGACAAAAUGGUCAUGGAGCAGUAUGAUGCGUGGACCGGUCUGCACAGGGGUGGAGAAGGCACACAGGCAGAUGACUGGAAGUGGUCUACUGGAAGCAAGCUUUUGUAUUCUGAGUGGGCAUUAGACGAGCCGAACAGCACUGACAGAUGUGCUUAUGUUCACUAUGAUUCCAGAAAAUUUUACCAUACAGAUUGUCAAGAAUAUUACUACUUCUUCUGCUACAAUUUAUGGAAGAACAAGUGGUCUCAAGUAUUUAUUUCUCAAUCAAAGACCUGGUCAGAUGCUCUGGAGUUCUGCAGAAGGCACUAUAUAGAUUUUAUCUUCUAUCCAACGGCCGCCAGCUUGAGAAAUGUGAAUGGUAGGAACUUUCCCGUCUGGAUAGGACUGCACAGAGACGGAGACACGUGGAAGUGGAGCUCAGGCUCGUCAGACUUCAGGAGGUGGAGCGGUCCCACGGCGGCUGACAUUGGCGACUGUGCCUUCAUCUAUUCUAGCAACAAAGACAUGGCUACUCAAAACUGCUACGAACGACUCCCUUUCAUCUGUGUCGACGACAACGUGCUCCUUGUCAAAGAGAGCAAGACCUGGGAGGAGGCGCUGGAGCACUGCAGAAGACUCGCUUCGUCAAACAGCAGCCAGCCUCAGUACGACCUGCUCAGCGUGCAGCCUGGAGAAGACCACCACUACAUCAUGGGCAAGGCCAUGAAGGCCGACACAGAGGAGCUGUGGGUGGGUCUGCGUUUCCUUGCAGGACAUUGGCUGUGGGUGACAGGGGCAGACAUGCUGUAUACUGACCUGCCUGAAUGCCCUCUGGAGGGGAGUCACUGUGGAGCCUUAACCAAGACCAACAUGACCAUCAUGGAGACCAGAGACUGCACUGAGAAGAAAAACUUUCUUUGUUACAAAACUGAAAAUGUUUAAAGUCAUCCAGUACAGGACAACGACACAUGGAUUUUCUUGUUUAUAAUAUUCUUUACUAGGUCGCUAUGACAUCUUGAUCAGGGAAAUAUUCUGUUUUGAUGAUUUGAUGAUUUCACUCUGUAGAAAUCCUGUUUGUGCUUCCUAUUUUAUUUCUUUCU